Messenger RNA from Macrosiphum euphorbiae (potato aphid), 1410 nucleotides. The record is from the annotation of a GenBank genome assembly. Lineage: Eukaryota; Metazoa; Arthropoda; Insecta; Hemiptera; Aphididae.
AUGAGUAAUAGAUCGAAAUAUAGUGUAGUAUGGGAUUAUUUUAUUCGAUUGGAUGACAAUCAAGCAAAAUGUGGUAAAUGUCAAACUAUAUUAAAAGUUAAUCGUUCAUCUUCUACAAAUUUAAUUCGACAUAUGAGAACAAGACAUCCAACAAUUGAUUUAGCUCCUCGUCGUAGAGCAGUUUGUGUUCCUGAUGAAUUAGUAGCCAAUCCCGAUGAUCGUGUACCAGAUCCUUCACCAUCAAUUAUUCAGGCAAGUACUUCAGCUCUUCCAGUUCCACCAGCUCCUCCAGUACGUCCACAGCAAUUGGCAAUUUCAAAUUACUUUUCAUGGCCUGUAAGUGCAACAAAGAGACAGUUAUUAGAUGAGCAGUUGAUAAAAGUAAUCGUUAAAGAGUACCAACCAUUUUCUUUAGUAGAAGAUGUAGAGUUCAGAAAAUUCGUAAAUGUAUUAAACCCAAGUUAUGCUUUACCUUCAAGGAAAACUGUUUCCUCGUUGUUAACUAUAAAGUAUAAUCAGAUUUAUGAUGAAAUAAAGGCUAAUUUAAAUAGGAAUGUAGAGUUUGUUUCACUUACGACAGAUACAUGGACGUCAUUGAAGAAUGAAAGUUAUAUGGCCUUUUCAGAAAAACAUACUAGCGAGAAUCUCAAAUCUUCACUUCUCGAGAUCACUGAAAAUUGGGGUAUUCGUAAAAAGAUCGUAGCGUGUACAUCAGAUAAUGCAGCCAAUAUUUCUUUAGCGUCUUGUGAUAUAUUGGAACGGUUUAAGGAAAUAACCACAGAUCUGAGUAGUGAAAAAAGUGUACCAAUUUCUAAAGUAAUUUUGUACAGUCAAGCAUUGAUAACAUAUAGUACACAAUUACCAACAAAAGAUCUAACUCCACAAUAUGAGUCGAAUCCACUGUUGUCAGAGGCUACAUUUUUAGACCAUCGGUUCAAAAAAUAUGGCUUUCAGAAUGAACAGUCUUUUAAAAAAGUUAAGGAGAUUAUAGUAAACAAAGGUAAACUGAUAGUCACAAAGUUAAGAUCUGCCAUAGACCAAAAUGUAAGUGUUCCUGCUGUUUUAAACAAUAUUGGAAAAGAAAAUUCAAUUUGGCAAGAAUUUGAUGCAGGAGUUGAAAAUGUCGUACAGUCUCUAAAUCCAACAGCAACAAUAAUUGUAGAAGUUGAUAAGUAUCCUCAAGAGCCUCCAAUCCCUAGAACACAAGAUCCUUUAAAAUGGUGGAAUAACAAUAGGCAAAUAUAUCCUACACUUUUUAUAAUGAUGAAAAAGCGAUUGUGUAUUCAAGCUACAUCAGUACCAAGUGAAAGAGUUUUCUCUAAAAGUGGACAAAUUGUAUCGACAAAACGUAGUAGGUUGUUAAGUAAAAAGGUCGAACAAAUUGUUUUUUUAAAUUAUAAUUUAAAAUAG